Messenger RNA from Megalopta genalis, 2206 nucleotides. RefSeq names its product Farnesyl pyrophosphate synthase. Gene Ontology annotation, molecular function: dimethylallyltranstransferase activity; (2E,6E)-farnesyl diphosphate synthase activity. Gene Ontology annotation, cellular component: cytoplasm. The record is from RefSeq and is a predicted model, not a curated record. Lineage: Eukaryota; Metazoa; Arthropoda; Insecta; Hymenoptera; Halictidae. Gene Ontology annotation, biological process: trans, trans-farnesyl diphosphate biosynthetic process.
AACGUAGAGUUCUAUGUAACGUCGCUUUGUCCCUAUAUGUAGUAGCGGAUUCUUCCGACAAUGUAGCGUCGGCGCUACUGUGCAAUGUGCAGUGCAAUGCAACUAACUAACAUACAACGAACAAAUCUAUGAAAACAAAUUCCGCAUAAAUUAGAAUUACUACGAGGAAUAAAUUUGAAACAUGUUUUAAUAAUUGAAUAUUUAUGCAUCCUUUCUGUGUUCGAUCGUAUCUCGGCACGAUCGACGCCGGUACCAUUAUAAAAGCACGCGUCACGUUUUCAUGGGAGCAGACUAGCAUGAACGUUAACCAGCGUGUGUUAGGUUAUGCGGUAACGUUAUCUGGUUCUGACGUUUCUUUUACGUGUCAAUUAUUUAAUCUUCCGAUUUUGUAUAUAUCGGUUUCUGAUUUCGUUGCGUGCACGUGCAAGUACAUUGUCCAUAAACUUCCACAUUAAACGGCACCAUCUACGUUUCACGUGCGAAUCGAGAUAUAUUCAUAGUUAUCGUUCUACUACGAGGAGAGAUUAGACAGUUGGACUGCUAGAAUAUAUUUGCAUACGUAAAUAUGACGUCUACCUUACAAAAAAACGUUCUGUCGCUGUUCAAACGAGAUUUUCUAUGGAAAACUGUUAAUUCCGCUCAUGUUAGAGAUUAUAAUACUUCGCGCCUAUUUCAUCAAGUCGCAACAGAGUUUCCGUACGGCAAGAGAAACUUAUUUCUCUCGGAAUAUUUCAAAUUAACAUGUGCAGAUGUGCAAAAGCUGAACUAUGCCUCACACUCUACGUUCACCAGUAAAGAUGAAAGUCGUGAAAUGAUGGCUAUAUGGCCGGAUAUUGUUCGCAGUCUUACAGAUGUUGACCGUAAUCAUGAUAUGCUAGAUGUUUCCAAAAGGAUGGCAAAGGCUUUACAAUAUACUGUACCUACAGGAAAAAAGAACAGGGCAUUGGCACUUGUACUCGCGUACAAAACUCUAACUCCAGAAAAUCAAUUAACCGAAGAAAACAUACGUUUAGCACGAAUUCUAGGCUGGUGCAUAGAAAUGUUACAGUCUUUCUUUACAAUAGUUGAUGAUAUUCAAGAUCACUCGCUAACACGACGUAAUCAACCAUGUUGGUAUUUACACAAUAAUAAUGGACUUGCAGCUAUUAAUGAUGCUAUAUUAAUCAAAAUGUAUAUAUACAAGCUUUUAGGGAUACACUUCAAAACGAAAGAGUGUUAUGCAAAUCUUCAGAACUUAUUUUUAGAUUCUACGUUAAAAACCGUAACAGGUCAGUCUCUAGAUAUGAUGGCAAUGGAUGGUGGAUUUGAAAGGAAAUUCAAUUUAGAUCUUUAUACAAUGGACCGAUAUAACGCGAUUGUAAAGUACAAAACAGCUUACUAUACAUGUGUACUGCCAGUCACAGCUGCUAUGUAUUUUGCUGGUAUAAAAGAUCCAGAAAUGUAUAGACAAGCGAAAACUAUUUUAUUAGAAAUGGGUCACAUGUUCCAAGUGCAGGAUGACUAUUUAGAUUGUUUCGGUGACACAAGUCGUACUGGUAAAGAGAGUACGGAUAUAUCACAAGGAAAGUGUACAUGGCUCGUGGUUGUAGCUUUGCAACGUGUAACGCCGAAACAACGAAAGAUUUUAGAUGAGUGUUACGGACAAGUGGAGCAAGAGAAAGUGAAUCGCGUUGUACAGCUUUACAAUGAACUCGGUUUACCAAACACUUAUACUAUUUACGAAGAAGAAACGUACAAUUUAUUAAAUACACACAUACAACAAAUAUCACGUGGACUUCCGCACAAACUAUUUUUGAAGUUACUCUCAAUGACGUAUCGUAGGGACAGUUAAAAAGUGUAAUUUAAUAUAUUAAUUAGGAAGAAUAAUCUAAUUUAUUCUGAAACCAGGAAAAAUAUGCAUACAAGUUACAAAUUUAUUGAUCAGUUAUAGUCUAUUUUUUUAAGAAGAACUAAUUGAGUAGCAUUAAAUUAUUACAAAGGUGACAAUUAUUAUUAACUAUUCGAUUUGCAAUGGCAAAUAACGAAGUAAUGAAUUCCGUAUUCGGAAUUAAUAUUUUAUGCAGUAUACAUACAUAUAUAUAUAUAUAUACAUAUUUUUUCAGAAUAUUUUAUUUUUCCUCCAUGGAAAGCAUUUGUACGAAUUUAAUAUUCAUGUUAAGGUUUCUAAAAGGUUUAAUCAAGUUAAAUAAAUUUCUUAAUUUCAUUA